Messenger RNA from Aspergillus nomiae NRRL 13137, 786 nucleotides. RefSeq names its product penicillin-binding protein. NCBI's taxonomy places the organism in Eukaryota, Fungi, Ascomycota, Eurotiomycetes, Eurotiales, Aspergillaceae. The coding region runs from base 1 to 786 and encodes 261 amino acids. The record is from RefSeq and is a predicted model, not a curated record. The transcript has a single exon.
AUGAUCAGCAACGUAGUGGACUAUGCGAAGUGGCUGCGGUGCAUGAUGGCCCAGAGCGGGCCGUUAAGCCGGGCCGGACAUGCGGCGCUUGUGUCGCCGCGGGUGGUGUCCAUGACUGGAGCGACGAAUCUGUUCCCGGGGCCGCAUCUGUACGCGCUCGGGUGGCGGGUGGAUUCCUACCGGGGGCAGACGAUUGUGUGGCACACGGGGAGUAUUGGGGGGUUUGGGUCUGUGAUGAUGUUUCUGCCUGGGCGGGACUGGGGGUUGGUUGUCAUGGGCAAUUCGACGGUGACGAGUAACCAGAUGCAGCAGGUUUUGUAUAUGUAUUUGUUGGAUGGGUUGCUGGGCACGCCGCUGGGGGAGCGCGUGGAUUGGGGAGUGGUUAUUAGGGAGAAGAUGGAGAGGCGGCGGCGGGAGUUGGCUUCUGCGAGGGAACGGAUUUACCCGGUCUUGCCUUGUCCUGUUUUGAGGCCGGCGUUGGAGGUGUGGGAGUAUACGGGGGGUUAUUGGCAUCCUGGGUAUGGGGCGAUGGAUUUGGUGCUUGAUGUUGGGGGGAAGGCGCUCGUUGCUGAUCGCCGGAGUCAGGAGUUUAGCAUGAUGGUUGCGAUGGAGCAUGUCAGUGGGGAGUUUUGGUUGGCGAGGUUGCAGGAGAGGUACAAGGAUCCUCGCGAUUAUGAGGUUGUGCGCGCCGAGUUCAGACUUGGUCCGGAGGGCGUGAGAGAAGUUGGUGUCGAUCUGGAGCCGACGAUGGAUGGGGAGUUGAUCUGGUUUCGGAGGAUGGAUUGA